CACCUUAAGGCGAGCAGCAGCGGCAGCGACCAAUCACCAUGCCAUUACAGCCUUCAGAGGAAGCUGUUUAUGGGACUGCAGCGCUAAUUAGGCUCAUGAACUAACAAAUCUGCCUGCACGAACCCGGCGAGGAAAACGAUCACAUCCAUGGAUUAGUCUGGGAGUAGCCGAGCACUUUUUAUUUUGGCUUUCUCGACACUGCCGCCUUUUCCCAACUUAUUUACUGCGCAGAAACUUUCCCCCUUUCUUGGGUGUGGAGUAUUUUUUAAGCGAGAGCGCCUACGACAACUUUAACUUAAACUGGGGAAUCUGGACUAUCAGACCAUGUUUCAACCUACACCCAAGAGGUGUUUUACUAUAGAGUCUUUAGUGGCGAAGGAUAAUCCUGUACCGGCGUCCCGCACCGAGGAGCCCAUCAGGCCAGCGGCUCUCAGCUAUGCAAACUCCGGCCAGAUGAACCCCUUCCUCAACGGCUUUCACUCCGGCGGCAGGGGCGUCUACUCUAACCCGGACUUGGUGUUUGCCGAGGCGGUCUCUCAUCCGCAAAACUCAGCCGUCCCGGUGCAUCCGGUGGCCCCGCCGCACGCUCUGGCCGCUCACCCGCUUUCGUCCUCACACAGUCCGCACCCUCUUUUUGCCAGCCAGCAAAGGGACCCCUCAACUUUCUACCCCUGGUUAUUACACAGAUAUAGGUACUUGGGUCACAGAUUUCAAGGUAAUGAAACGAGUCCAGAGAGCUUCCUUUUGCACAACGCGCUGGCCAGAAAGCCCAAAAGAAUCCGGACAGCUUUUUCACCUUCGCAACUCCUGCGGCUCGAACACGCUUUUGAGAAAAACCAUUACGUGGUGGGAGCAGAAAGAAAACAGCUCGCCCACAGCCUUAGCCUCACAGAAACUCAGGUAAAAGUGUGGUUUCAGAACCGGAGGACGAAGUUCAAGCGACAGAAGUUGGAGGAGGAGGGCUCGGAGUCUCAGCAGAAGAAGAAAGGAUCGCAUCACAUAAACCGGUGGAGACUGGCGACAAAACAGGGGAGCCCAGAGGAAAUUGAUGUCACUUCGGACGAUUAAAAAAAGACUAUAUAAGCGUCUGAGUGAAGGAGGACAUGGAUAAAGGAUGCCGUGUAGAGACAGUGAGGGGGUAAAAAGCCAAUGUCACAUUUCAGAUCUCCGGAGAUCGGCAGCUGCGGGUGAGAGAAACCCGACUGGUGGCACUGCUGUCACCGUGUGGGUCUGUCAGGAAAAUGUGACUGACAGUGUCUCAGUCCACCCACCUGAGCCCUUCCACGCACCAACCACCACCACUACAAUCUCCCAUCUACCACCACCUAAUUAUUUUUUCUCCAAUUCAUAUUGGACGUUUGCACUUCAGAAGGUUUUUUUUUUUUUAAACAAAAAAUCGUUUCCACUCAAGAUACCAAAACACCAAACUGCUUUUGUAAAACUUGAAUUGCAUGGUAUAGUUUUUCCUGGUAGCUGUUUUAAUUUGACAAGUUUUUCUCCAACCAAGAAAAAAAUAUCAAUUUUGUUUUUAACUCUAUUUUCAAACAGAGAUGUCGUGCUUCUUCCUUUUUACAAAGUGUGCAGUCUUUAAUUAAUGAUUCUCGUGUAAA
This is a messenger RNA of Epinephelus fuscoguttatus (brown-marbled grouper), 1610 nucleotides long. RefSeq names its product empty spiracles homeobox 2 (gene emx2). NCBI's taxonomy places the organism in Eukaryota, Metazoa, Chordata, Actinopteri, Perciformes, Serranidae. The transcript is spliced from 3 exons. Gene Ontology annotation, biological process: neuron differentiation; central nervous system development; brain development. The record is from RefSeq and is a predicted model, not a curated record. Gene Ontology annotation, molecular function: DNA-binding transcription factor activity, RNA polymerase II-specific; DNA binding. The coding region runs from base 325 to 1068 and encodes 247 amino acids.